This is a messenger RNA of Gossypium raimondii (Peruvian cotton), 738 nucleotides long. Its product is annotated as small ribosomal subunit biogenesis GTPase RsgA 1, mitochondrial-like. Bases 1 to 738 code for a protein of 245 amino acids. The record is from RefSeq and is a predicted model, not a curated record. The transcript is spliced from 5 exons. NCBI's taxonomy places the organism in Eukaryota, Viridiplantae, Streptophyta, Magnoliopsida, Malvales, Malvaceae. Gene Ontology annotation, molecular function: GTP binding; GTPase activity.
AUGGAAACAGAGGCUGUGAUGCUGGUUGUGGAUACAAGUGGGGUUGCGAAAUCAAGCCUUAUCAAUGUUCUGAGGAGUAAUCAUCCUUCUUCUGAUGCCCUUGAAAAAGAUAACUGGUUUGAAAAUCGGAGGGUUGGGAAGGUUUCAACUAGGGGUAGAGGAAAGCAUACCACUCGACAUGUUUCUUUGCUUUCACUAUCAGGAGCGAGUUAUCUUGCUGAUACAGCUAGGUUUAACCGACCUAAUUUGUUGAAAGUGACAAGGCAAUCUCUUGCACAAGCUUUUCCUAAUGUUGUCGACUUGUCGGCUAUAAUAUUAUACACAAUUUGUUGCAUUUCACUCUCUGUGUACUCUGCAUCAAUUUCUAAUAUGCAUUUGGCUCCAGCUAAAAGACAGCGACCUAUGAAAUGCUCAUUCAACAAUUGCCUACAUAUCGGUGAACCAGGGUGCAUUGUGAAAGGGAAUUGGGAAAGAAAUUCUUACCAUUUCCAAUUUCUGGGAGAUCAGAAUCAGAGAGGAAUUUCAAUUGAGGACAUUUGGGACCAAAAGAGAGUGAUGUACACGGUGGGAGAUAUGGGCGUCCAGCGAGCUGAACCUCAACUGGAACCAAAGAAACAUGGGAGGCAAUCACGCAAAAAGAUUAACCGGUCAAUAGUAGAUGAACUUAAUGAUGACGAUAACCUACACUUAGAAAUUGACCCAAUUCCAGCUAAACAGAGGCUUUCCGGCAUUGGAUAG